AUGUUAUCUUUAUGUCGUUUGUGUGCCAGUUGCGUGACUGGUGUAGAAAUAUCAACAGAAAUCUCCGAAUUAGAGCCAAAGUUACGGCUGUGUUGCGAUUGGAAAUCAUCAGAAAAUGAAGAGCGAUUACCGCAAAAGGCAUGCAAACUAUGUGUUGAUGAGCUUCAAAGGAGUUGGUCUUUCGCUGAAAAGGUGAGUGCAGCUCAACAGCAGUUCCAUAAAUUUACGAGAGAAAUGGUUUCAAAUGAACCUGAACCUGAACCUGAUCCUAUGUCACACGUUGAAGAGAUAUCGUCCGCAAUGGUAAAAGUGGAGACAUAUACAGAAUAUAUAGGAUUGGAACAGUUUGAAUACGACUUUGAUUCCGGUACAUUCGAUAAUCCAAUCAGUGGAUCAGAUACCGAAAGUUUGCAUUCAAAUAAAAGUAAGAAGGAUAAACACCAGAAACCAACGAAGAAGUCAAAGAAAGCAACGAAGAAAUCUAAACUGCCCUCAAAUUCGAAAAAAACUGAACAAAAACCUCUUGACUGGAACAACAUUGACGUAAAUUGUAUUAACGAACGCACGAAACGUCAAAAUAAAUCCACAAAAAAGGCUGCUGUGAAUAAAAUUCCAGAUUUCGAUCCAUUCGUAGCUGCAUUGCCCGAUGAGGACCGUUGUUCGGAUGGAACAAUCAGCGCAAAUGGUGUAGCUAAGCUGAAAGAAUUGUUUCCAAACAUGAGCACCAUGACAUGGAACGACUGUCAGUACAAAUGUACCAAAUGUGCACGAAUUUUCAACGGCCCACAAAAAUUAUGGACACACGUUCGAUCGAUGCAUUGGGAGGAAACACAUUCGAUGGAUUUCUUUUGCGUCUACUGCGACUCGAAGUACAAACGGGAAUUUAAUCUCCAUCGGCAUAUCGCGGAAGAACAUUUUCCACACUUGAAAUUCAGUUGUUUCUAUUGCACCGAUUACUUUUGGGAUGAGGCAGAGUUGAUAAAGCAUCGAAAUCUACACAAAGAUAUUGAGUAUAAGUGUGAACAAUGCGGCAAAAGUACCUGGACUCGUGACAGUUUGUACAUACACGUUGCACAAAGACAUUUCGAUCGGAAAUAUGUUGAUGUGGAUGCAACAUACACUUGUGAUUUAUGUCAUAAGGUGUGUGCAACUAAAACGAGUAUCAAAACUCAUUUGCUGCAACAUACACAACAAUUCGACUAUGUUUGCGAUCAAUGCGGUUGGAAGUUCCGCACAAAAGGGAAUUUGUCAAAUCAUCUGGUGACCACACAUGGCAACAUUCGACCGUUCAGCUGCAAACAAUGUGAUAAAAGAUUCAAAACAAAAGCGCAGAUGGAAAAACACUUCAAGCGUCAUGACGAUUCCAAGCCAGUGGAGUGCAAUAUAUGUAAAAAAAGAUUCCGGAACACGUCUAAUUUGAAUGUUCACAUGCGGAGCCAUAACGAUAUUUUCCCAUAUGCGUGUAAAUAUUGUGAAAAGAAAUUCCGAUAUACGGGCUCGUUGAAGACUCAUGAACGAACGCACACAUCGGAAAAACCAUACGUCUGCAAUCACUGCGAUUACAAAAGCACCAAUUGGCCAAACUUGAAUAAACACUCACUGCAAGUUCAUUCUAUCGACCUGAGAAAAAGGAAGGAUUCAAAAACUUGAUCGAACUAGUGAUUCUAUAAUGGGAUUUUGUUGAAUGGAAAAGACAAACGAUUUAAAAUAAACAACGAAACGGAA
Molecule: messenger RNA, 1725 nt
Organism: Sitodiplosis mosellana (orange wheat blossom midge)
Lineage: Eukaryota; Metazoa; Arthropoda; Insecta; Diptera; Cecidomyiidae
Product: zinc finger protein 25-like
Exons: 6
Coding region: 1-1650 (549 amino acids)
Cellular component (GO): nucleus
Molecular function (GO): zinc ion binding
Source: RefSeq, a predicted model, not a curated record